UCCCUCCGGCUCCAGCUCCGCGCCCCACGUCGUCCUCCCGAGUUCAGGAGACAAGAGGACUCUGUUCGCCUCGCCCAGCCCAGCCCUCUUCCUCGGGCCGCGUCAAAGCCGGAGCGAAGGAACCACGUUCUCGGCUCUUCCCCGUGCAGCUCAGACAAGUUUGGAAAUUAAACAAAUCGCGUUUGCACUCGAGGCCGCGGGACUCCAAAAGGGAAACAAACAAAACCAGACCGAAAAACCUAUCCGCAGCCAAGCCAAGAUUUCAAAGGGGCAUCUGAAACGAGCGUGUGUUUAUGGCGAUAUGGUGUUUUCUGGGUUUUGUUUUGUUUUUUUGCUAAAAAAAAUAUGUAUCCCUCAAGCUUGCAUCAUCAGUAUUCAAUGUGAUCCACAGAAGCGCUUCAAAAGAUGGUUUCUGUUAGUGUUGCAAAAGCACUUCUGAUUUUUAGGUUGCCAUGGUAACUGAAGAAGUCGCCCUGCACGGUGGAGACGCCGCCGCAUGGCUGGAUUCCGGAACUGUUCUUGAAGAGAUCUCCUCUUGCCCCCUUAAGUUACCAUGGGCGAACAGCACCUGCCAAAUUUUUGAGACAGCUCGCGGCUUAGGGGAAGGCUCAUCUAAAUAAAGGCCGGCUAAAGUGACAUAGCGGGACUUAAUCCUCCACUCGCCCGCCCGCCCCGGCCGGAAGGCUGUUGGCAGCUUUCUUCUUUCUGGGGCUCCAGAUGAUUAGGUCUCGGGCCCUGCGACCUGCCGGCAAGAGCCUCGUGAAAUGAGGGAGGUCAGAGCUGAGCGCCAGCAGCCGGGGCCCCGGCGGCCUCCACAGUGAUAGAUCCUCUGACCCUCAAAGGAAAUAGCAAACCGGACCGUGGUCCCAGGACCAGCCGCCUAGCACAGAGCAUCAGACUGCACUGCGGCCAGGAAGUUCCUGCAGCCGGACAGGGGGGAACAGGGGUGGCAGCGGUGCAAGGGCAUGCGCCCUCCUGCACAGUGAGAGCUGGGAAGUCCGGCCCAGGAAGGUGAGGGCCUCCGGGGAAGCUCUGCGGGCUCCGAUGGGCUGGGGCCCUGGCGGUCCCUAACGCCCCUCGCCCACCCAAGGGGCCCCUUCUGCGCCUCCCAACCUGCCGCUGGCCGCGCCUCCUGGCUGAGAUGGAGACGGGAGCUGCUGCGGUGCCAUGACGAUGACAGCAGUGUGCGUGGAUGGAGGCGGCCUGGUGAGCCCGCACUGCGCCCGGUGGGACCGGCGGGACAGCGUGGAGAGUGGCUGCCCCACGGAGUGCAGCCAGGAGGAGGCCGAGGGGCAGGCGCGCCAGCUGACGCCCUUCGAGAAGCUGACCCGGGACAUGUCCCAGGACGAGAAGGUGGUGAGAGAGAUCACGCUGGGGAAGCGGAUCGGCUUCUACCGCAUCCGCGGGGAAAUCGGCAGCGGGAACUUCUCCCAAGUCAAGCUGGGGAUUCACUCCCUGACCAAAGAAAAGGUGGCCAUUAAAAUCCUGGACAAGACCAAGUUAGACCAGAAAACCCAGCGGCUGCUCUCCCGUGAAAUCUCCAGCAUGGAGAAACUGCACCACCCCAACAUCAUCCGCCUUUACGAAGUCGUGGAGACCCUGUCCAAGCUCCACUUGGUGAUGGAGUACGCGGGGGGCGGGGAGCUCUUCGGGAAAAUUAGCACCGAAGGGAAGCUCUCGGAACCAGAAAGCAAGUUCAUCUUCUCCCAGAUUGUGUCUGCUGUGAAGCACAUGCACGAAAACCAAAUUAUCCACAGAGACCUGAAAGCAGAAAACGUGUUCUACACCAGCAACACCUGCGUGAAGGUGGGCGAUUUCGGGUUCAGCACAGUGAGUAGAAAAGGGGAGAUGCUGAACACGUUCUGUGGGUCCCCUCCCUACGCUGCGCCCGAACUCUUCAGAGACGAGCACUACGUGGGCGUGUAUGUGGACAUCUGGGCCUUGGGGGUGCUUCUCUACUUCAUGGUGACUGGCACCAUGCCAUUUCGGGCAGAAACCGUGGCCAAGCUGAAGAAGAGCAUCCUCGAGGGCACGUACAACGUACCUCCCCACAUGUCGGAGCCCUGCCUCCGCCUCAUCCGGGGAGUCCUCCAGCCCAUACCCUCUGAGCGGUACGGGAUCGACUCCAUCAUGAACCAUGAGUGGAUGCAAGGGGUGCCAUACCCCACCCCUCUGGAACCUUUCCAGCUUGACCCCAGACAUUUGUCAGAAACCAGCACCCUCAAAGAAGAAGAAAAUGAGGUCAAAAGCACGUUAGAACAUUUGGGUAUCACAGAAGAGCAUAUUCGGAACAACCAAGGGCGAGAUGCCCGCAGCUCCAUCACCGGGGUUUAUCGCAUCAUUCUGCAUCGGGUCCAAAGGAAGAAGGCUUUGGAGAGUGUCCCAGUAAUGAUACUACCAGACCCUAAAGAACGGGACCUAAAGAAAGGGCCCCGUGUCUACAGAGGCAUAAGACACACAUCCAAAUUGUGCUCAAUUUUAUAAAUUGCGACAGACUGGUGGUAAUUAACCAAGGUCGUUGUUGCUGCUUUUAAACUUUUUCACGGUCAACUUGGUGGGGACAUUUUUAUAAUUUCUAAAUAAAUUUAAAUUUAAGGUAU
Messenger RNA from Myotis brandtii (Brandt's bat), 2600 nucleotides. RefSeq names its product NIM1 serine/threonine protein kinase (gene NIM1K). The record is from RefSeq and is a predicted model, not a curated record. The transcript has 4 exons. Gene Ontology annotation, cellular component: cytoplasm. The coding region runs from base 1168 to 2484 and encodes 438 amino acids. Gene Ontology annotation, biological process: intracellular signal transduction; protein phosphorylation; microtubule cytoskeleton organization. Lineage: Eukaryota; Metazoa; Chordata; Mammalia; Chiroptera; Vespertilionidae. Gene Ontology annotation, molecular function: protein serine/threonine kinase activity; tau-protein kinase activity; ATP binding.